CUAGGGAAUGACAGGCAUCUGCUCAGGCAGACUGCGUUACCUUGGCCGGGUGUCUUCAUUGGCUGCCUAUUAGAAAAACUGCAGGACAAUGCAUACCACUGCCUGCGACUGUAAACAUAGGGGCUAUGUGUUCGCUUAGCGUGGACUUCUGGGAGGGGCCAAGGAAGGGAGGUCUGCACUUUUAUUGAGUAAGGCAGUGUGCGCUAGGCUGCCUGCCUGCCUACUGCUCUCUCCCUGUGCUCUUGCUUAAAGGAAUCAGUCGUUCCUCUCCAACGUUGUCCUCGGGAAGAAGUUUCAGCUUCAGGGAGGUAUUGAUAAAAGAUUUCCAGAUCAUCCAAUCUGCAGGAUUUGGUGGUCCUCAGAAGGAUCAGAAGUGAGCAUCUGACUACUUAACUACAUCAUCUGGUCUCCCUAAACCUUGAAACCUCACCAUGGAUGAUUUUGAACGUCGCAGAGAACUCAGGAGACAAAAGAGGGAGGAGAUGCGUCUGGAAGCAGAAAGGAUCGCCUAUCAGAGAAAUGAUGAUGACGAAGAAGAGGCAGCCCGGGAACGGCGCCGCCGAGCCCGACAGGAAAGGCUGCGGCAGAAGCAAGAGGAGGAAUCCUUGGGACAGGUGACCGACCAGGUGGAGGUUCAUGCCCAGAACAGUAUCCCCAACGAGGAGGCCAAGCCAGCCACCACAAACACUCAGGCAGAAGGUGAUGAGGAGGCUGCAUUACUAGAGCGUCUGGCUCGGAGAGAAGAGCGACGCCAAAAACGUCUACAGGAAGCCCUAGAGCGGCAGAAGGAGUAUGAUCCAACAAUAACAGACUCCAGUCUGUCACCGCCAAGCCAAAGAAUGCAAAACAAUACAGCAGACAAUGAGACUACCGAGAAAGAAGAAAAAAGGGAGAGUCACCAAGAAAGAUACGAGAUGGAAGAAACAGAGGUUGUCACCAAGCCUUAUCAGAAGAAUGACUGGAGGGAUGCUGAAGACAAAAAGAAAGAAGAAAAAGAAAAGGAAGAAGAGGAAGAAGAGAAGCCAAAGCAAGAGAGCCUUGGAGAAAAUCAGGUAGAGGUGAUGGUAGAAGAGAAAACAACAGAAACUCAAGAGGAAAAGGUGGUAAUGGUGUUAAAAAAUGGGCAGAUCAGUGCAGAAGAGUAUAAAUUAGAGGAGGAGAGGGACCAAUGCUCAGGGGAGAUUUCUCAUAAUGAAAAGGAAGAGGAAGAAAGAGAAAGAGCCAAGGCAGAGAGGCUAAGGUUGGAAGCAGAAGAAAGAGAAAGAAUUAAAGCUGAGCAAGAAAAAAAGAUAGAAGAGAGAGCAAGAAUCGAAGCAGAAGAAAAAGCAGCUGCUCAAGAAAGGGAAAGGAGGGAGGCAGAGGAGAGGGAAAAGAUUAAGGAGGAAGAGAAAAGGGCUGCAGAGGAGAGAAGGGCCGCGGAGGAGAAAAAAGCCGCGGAGGAGAGAAAGGCAGCAGAGGAAAGGCAGAAAGCCAAGGCGAAGGCAGAGGAGAAGAUUAGGAUAGAAGAGCAAAAACAAAAAGAGCGGCUAGAAGAGAAAAGGGAUGAAAUUCAAGAGACAAAGAUGAAAGGGGAGAAGGUACAAGAGAAAAGAGAGGGGAAACGGGUAAAUGAAAAGAAAGUGCAAGAAGACAAACCUCAUACCGCUGUCCUAAAGAAACAGGAAGAAGAAAGGGAAGCUAAAGGGCAAGCUCAAAAACAAAAGUCCCAAGAAGACAAGCCUGCUUUCAAAAAGCAAGAGAUCAAAGAUGAGAAGAUUAAAAAGGACAAGGAGGCCAAAGAAGAAGUUAAGAGCUUCUUGGAUCGAAAGAAGGGAUUUACAGAAGUGAAGUCACAGAAUGGAGAAUUCAUGACCCACAAACUUAAACACACAGAGAAUGCUUUUAGCCCCAGCCGCACAGGAGGCAGCAAGGAGGCAGAGGGCGCCCCUCAGGUGGAGGCCGGCAGGCGGCUGGAGGAGCUGCGGCGCCGGCGUGGGGAGACCGAGAGCGAGGAGUUUGAGAAGCUCAAGCAGAAGCAGCAGGAGGCGGCCCUGGAGCUAGAGGAGCUGAAGAGAAAAAGGGAGGAGCGCAGAAAGGUCCUGGAGGAGGAGGAGCAGAAGAGGAAGCAGGAGGAGGCAGACCGCAAAGCCAGGGAGGAGGAAGAGAAGAGGAGGCUAAAGGAAGAGAUUGAGAGGCGAAGAGCAGAAGCUGCUGAGAAGCGCCAGAAGAUGCCAGAAGAUGGUUUGUCAGAUGAUAAGAAGCCAUUCAAGUGUUUUACCCCCAAAGGCUCAUCUCUCAAGAUAGAAGAGCGAGCAGAAUUUUUGAAUAAGUCUGUGCAGAAAAGCAGUGGUGUCAAAUCAACUCACCAAGCAGCGGUUGUCUCCAAGAUUGACAGCCGCCUGGAGCAGUACACCAGUGCAAUUGAGGGAACAAAAGCUACGAAGCCUACCAAACCAGCAGCCUCGGAUCUCCCUGUUCCUGCUGAAGGCGUGCGCAAUAUCAAGAGCAUGUGGGAGAAGGGGAAUGUGUUUUCAUCCCCCACUGCCUCAGGCACACCAAAUAAGGAAACCGCUGGCCUGAAGGUGGGAGUUUCCAGCCGCAUCAGUGAGUGGCUAACUAAAGCCCCAGAUGGGAACAAAUCGCCUGCUCCCAAACCUUCUGACUUGAGGCCAGGAGACGUAUCUGGCAAGCGGAACCUCUGGGAAAAGCAGUCUGUGGAUAAGGUCACUUCCCCCACUAAGCAGGUUUGAAACAGUUCGAGAAAAACCCAAGCUCAAGACGCUGGACCAGCUCACUUGUAGAGGGCUAAUUGCUCUGUUUUAUAUUUAUGUUGAUUUACUAAAUUGGAUUCAUUUUCUUUUGUUUUGUUUUUCAUUAUCCCAAUAAACCCAUGUAUAUGAUCACUAUAUUUAAUAGUCACAUCUAGAGAUGCUCAUGGCCAACUUUGCACAGGAGCCAGUUUCGAAAGAGACCCGUGCUGUGAAAUAAGAGACUUUUCUACUGUUCACUAGAACCCCUUGUCUGAAGAGGGAUACCAACCACAGCGGAAGUCAGCAAAGGGAGAUUCAAGAUUAAGAUUGCCUGAGGAAUGUGUGCAGUGUCUAGAAAAAUGAACCAUAGUUUUCUAGAAAAAUGAACCAUAGGUUUUUUUAUUCAUACAGAAGUGACAUUGUUUCUGCACUUUAGAAUAAAGCAUGGAAGAAAUUAUCUAAAGUAGGCAAUUGUAACUGUUUCUGAAAUAACCCAUAUCAGAUUUGAUAUACGGCAAUAAUGAUUGUCUUUUUUUAAAAAGAAGAUGUACUAAGGUAUUACUUUUUUUCAUGCUGAUUCAUAUCUAAGUUGGAUUAUUAUUUUAGCUGACAGUGGUACUGAUUUUUUUAGGUUGGUUGCUUUGUGGAUUUCUUUGGUAGUGAUAGUGCCUGAACCACAUUUUAGAUUACUCAAUUAUGUAUGUAUGUGCAUACACAUAUACAAACACACUAAUGGUAGAAAGCUUUUUCAUGUGCUAGACUAUUAUAUUUAGUAGUAUGUCCUUGUAACUAGCCAAUAUCACAGCUUUUUAAAAAUUAAAAAUCACAAUAUUAUAUUAAUAUUUCGUAUUUGCCAAUAGAAACAUGGCAGAUAGGUAUCGAUAUGUUUUCAAUGACCUGUAAUAAAAAAUACUUCAACAAAGAGAGAUAAGAAAUGUCAAAAAUGAGUUGAAAUUUUCUAUAACAUAGUAUUUAGUUUAUAACUAAAGGCAAUCUUGAAGUCCAGCGUGAAUUGUGUUAAAUCUAUCAUCUGAAUCAAGCUCAAAGCCUGCUUAUUUGUAACAAUAAAAUUCACAGUAAGUUGGCCUACAUGAUACCUAAGACCUAUUCCUUCACUAAAAUGUAAAGACAAGAAUUUCAGUGGUAGUAUUACACAGACUGGAAUUCUGCAUAGAGGUCUAAGCAAAGGCUGACUCUGGUUCAUGUUUAGAAGCAAAUAAGUGAAUAAAAUCCAAUGUUGAGGAAGCAUGACAGUAUUUCCAUCUCUAUAUACUCUGCAACUUUUUAAAUUAAACUUUUCUACCUUUCUUAAUCAUUGGUACUUGUUAUAAGUUCAUAAUGUGUUGAAAUUUCAAACAAUAGGUGUUAAUUUUAUGAGUUUUGCUUUUCCCCAAGAGUCAUUACUGAUUCACUAUUUUUGUACAUACAUAAUCCAGGCAUCAGAUCUUAUUUUAUUUUAACCUGCAAGUCUUUCACAAUAGAUGAUGGAAGAGGACUCCAGUGUUUUGGCAAAAUAUCCUAGGAUAGACAACACAUACAGUGUCAUUAUAUAAACUCAUACCUAAUUUGUCAAAAAUUGCCUUUGACUCAUUCCCUACCACACUGACAGGGCCUCUUAAAUAACUGAUCCACACUUUUUCUCCCAAAAAGCUAGCUUGUGCAGAGCUGACUUGAGGAGUAACCACUCCUUUCUAAAGUCCAUUUCCCCUUAAUCAGGAAAGACUGGUGGAAUCCCGUCUUUUAGCAAACCUGGGCCCACAGAAGAUAACCCACCAAGAUUGCGUACACAUUCCCAGCCACCUAUGACAGAGUAGACACAAGUCUAUAAUAAGAUAAACUAGGAUUUACAUAAAGCACCUGUGUAAAUGACUACCGUCACUGGAG
Fukomys damarensis (Damara mole-rat) is the source of this 4613-nucleotide messenger RNA. RefSeq names its product caldesmon 1 (gene Cald1). Gene Ontology annotation, molecular function: calmodulin binding; actin binding; myosin binding. NCBI's taxonomy places the organism in Eukaryota, Metazoa, Chordata, Mammalia, Rodentia, Bathyergidae. Gene Ontology annotation, biological process: muscle contraction; angiogenesis; actin filament bundle assembly. The transcript is spliced from 15 exons. The record is from RefSeq and is a predicted model, not a curated record. Bases 432 to 2729 code for a protein of 765 amino acids. Gene Ontology annotation, cellular component: actin cytoskeleton.